AUGGCCCAAAGUUGCAAUACUUGUUUCGGUGGUGGCAUCAAUGUUUGUUUUGGUAGUGGUGAAGGAUCAGGAAUAAGAGGAGAUGAUAGUGAUAUUGAUAACGAUGGAGAAGAUAAUAAAAAACCUGAGUUGCAACCAUAUCUAGUGAAAGAGCAAUUGCCCGAACCGAAACGCUUGUAUCGGGUUUCCAACGCCAUCUCUGAACUCUUGGCGAAAAAUGCUACUUAUCUGCAAGCAAUUACUUACAGGUCAAUUCAUUUUCUUACAAAUGAGGGAAAUAAGAUGAUUAGAUGGACAAUAUCGCUUCCGUGCGUUUCAUCCAAUCGCAAGAUGGCCAUGUUCUGCUUGUUAGCAAGAGCAACAUGCCACCUGUUUUCCUCUCACUCAGAGAGAGGAUGUCUUAUGCAGAGAGUUGACUAUGCAUGCUCUGCUGCUCUAAUUGCAACCUCCGGCAUUUACAUUGGGUUCAUCAAAAUUCCUGAGCGAUGGAAGCCACGCAAGUUUGACAUUGCCGGGCACGGUCACCAGCUUUUUCACGUGUUGGUUGUUGCAGAGUGGCAACUCAUUGGACCGGCUAGGCUAACCUCACCAACCGAGCUAUAUAAAGUUGUUGAUAACACCCAAUUGAUGGACCAAAGGUUUCAAAAUCUCGAGCUGGUUUUUGACCUUGCCGUUGCUGGGGACCAUCUUGGCAAAUCUCAAACAGCGACCAAAGCCCAUACUUCGACAUUAGAGGCAUCACCAGAUUCUACACAAUCUGCUAGUGUUGAAUUUGAACAGCAGGAUUCUUCAGAUUUUAAAAUUGUAUGUCCCAAAUGCAUUGUAAGAUGUGAAUGA
Messenger RNA from Dovyalis caffra, 837 nucleotides. NCBI's taxonomy places the organism in Eukaryota, Viridiplantae, Streptophyta, Magnoliopsida, Malpighiales, Salicaceae. The record is from the annotation of a GenBank genome assembly.